AUACAAUAAUAAUUGUGUGCAUGACUGUACACAAUAACAUGUGUCUGCGUGAUGUACUGUGUUUGGGGGGAAAGGAGAGGAGACAAGAAAGAAAACGUCAAGCAUAGGAUGGAAAAGAAUAGAAUAAUGUGUUGACCAUUGUAUGCUUUAAAUACGUCAGAACUGUCCUUGGUAGUAUUCAUUUUUUUGUGUUAAAAAGAAAAAUAGAAAUGUUGUUUGUGGCAAGAAUUUUUAUUUAUUAACAUGGAGUGAUAAUAAAUAAUAUUCACCUGAAUUGCUGUAUCAUAAUUCAUGACCAAAUAAUAAAGCAUUGAUUCCUCGCUGUUAAUGAUUGCCUUAAAUUGUUUUCAUGAUAAAUGCAGGCGGAUACUAUUGGAAAUUGUUUUUGAUAUCGAUUUGAUAUCGAUGUGCUAUGUAUUGAAAAUUGUAAAUAUCUACUUAAUUGGGAGGAGACUUACUGGACACUAAAUGACAAGAUAGCAUGGUUGCAAAUUCUUAAGUAGGCGUCCACUUUACAACAGUAUUGUGGGUGUUUAGUUGAUUUACACUUUUUAUUCAUAUUCUGUUCCGUCUGGAUAGAAAAACUAUGGAGGACAUUUUUAGACUUCGUUCUAAAUCUUUCACAAAUUUUAAGAAAAAAUCUCCAAACUUAUCUAAAGUUGAUGCAUUACGGAGGACAACGUGGACAAAAGAGGACUUUUUUCGUCGACGAUGUGCAAGUUCCCCGGCCUCCGACCUCACCGGAAGACGUGAUGUUUUUAGCAGACGACAAUACGGUUCUGUAGAACAAUUAAACGCUGUAGAAGGUGAUGGUACACAAACUGCUGGCAGAUUUCGUGUAGAAACAGGAGACAUAGAUGGCGAUGAGAUCUCCAGUACAGUUAAUAGCCCAGUUCAUUUAGAGAAUCCAGAAUUCCAAACACGGUGGUACUUCAAAUAUUUUUUAGGAAAACUUCACCAGAACUAUGUAGGCACAGAUAUUGAUCGAGAGCCAUUCCUGUUGUCCGUGGUCGUCACAGAUGCAAAUAACCAUAAUGUACAACAGUACAGGACUAUCUUAUGGUGCAAGACAGGAGCAAAGAAGAUAGCGUUGCCUUAUAAUCAAAGCAAACCACAGACCGUUAAAGGCAUCCUAAGUCAUUUUAAUAUUAAUAAAACUGAAAAAGGACCAAAAGAGAUCUUUGACUCUGAAAUACAGAAAGAACUACUUGUUUUGGAAGAACAAGAGGGAUCAGUGAAUUUCAAAUUCGGAGUUAUUUAUGCGAAAGAGUCUCAGGUGUCUGAUGAUGAAUUCUAUAGCAAUGAAGAGACAACCGACAGUUUCAGCAGCUUUCUUCACUUACUGGGUUCUUCUGUUUCCUUAAAGGGAUGGGAGAAAUUCAAAGGUGGAUUGGACGUAAAAUCAAAUGCUACUGGAACUGAGUCAGUUUAUACAGUGUAUGAGGGGCAUGAGAUAAUGUUCCAUGUGUCUACACUACUGCCUAUCUCUAAAGAAAACAUGCAGCAGGUUGAGCGGAAAAGACAUAUAGGCAACGACAUUGUAAAUAUUGUGUUUUAUGAAUGUGAUAAAGUGGACAGUCCAAGCUUUAAGCCUUCUAUGAUGAAAACAAGGUUUACUCAUAUAUUUGCAGUUGUUGUAUAUUGUACACAGGAUAACAGUUACAGGCUCGUCGUAUUUUCAGAAGAAUCUGUUCCGUUAUUUGGGCCACCUCUGCCGUCACCACCGACAUUUUACGACCAUCGAGAGUUUAGGGAUUUUUUACUGGUGAAAUUAAUAAAUGGUGAAAAGGCGGCAAUAAAUAACCCUUUAUUUGCACAAAAGAGAGAACGAACGUUGGAAAUGUUAAUUAAAAAUCUAUACCAAGUUUAUAUGUCAGAAAUCAACAAGAAUAAUAUGUUGUACCGGCGAGCAUUUAGUGAUGUUAUUCAAGAUGUCCAAAGUUCGCGGAAAGAAGAAGCAAGACGGGCAGAAUUUGUUAGAGUCGGGCAGACUUUGAAGUUAAAAACUAUUUUGAAAGGUGAUGCUCCAACCAGCACAGUAACGACUGGAAUACUUAAAAGAGAGCCCUGGGAACCGCAAGAGUGUUUUAUGGAUUUUCCAAAUCAAAUACAUUGUGGUGAUUCUUGGGGCGACAAGCUUGUUCUGGCAACAGACGCAGGAAUGCUUCUUUUAGAAGAAGGAGCACCGUCUAGAAUGUUGUUUGAUAAGACAAUUCCAGUAAGGCAACUAGAUGUAAUAGAAGACUAUGGUAUUUUAAUAUGUAGGAUGGAUAAAGGAAAAGAUGGGAAAAUAGCUAUUUUCAGACUUGUUGACUUUGAAGGAGAGAGCAAUGAAGAAGUAAUAAGAGGUCGUACAGAGUUUAAAGAUCACACACUUGAGAAGACCAAAGGCUGCCAUUUAUAUGCUCUUAGUCGACCAGAGUCCAGAUACCUUAGGAUGAUAGUUGCUAUACAAAGACGUCUAUUGUUGUUCACAUGGAAACAUUCUUCCGCAUGGACAUCAUGGUGUCCAACUGUCGAUAUUGAGCCUGCCAAUGAAUUUACAUUUGUUAGGGAACUGCAGUCUUUCGAAGUGCCUCAACUUAUAACAUUGAUCGAUGGUAGUAAAGAUGAUAACCAAAUAUGUGUUGGGUACAAAAAUCAGUUUGACUUAAUAAACGAGAAAAAUGGUGAUACGUUACAGAUGUACAGUAUUGAUGCCAACAAGGUAAACCUUGUGUCAUCGUUAGAUAUCUACGAAGAUGAAGAAGUGGAGUUACUGUUAAGCUAUAAUUAUGAAAGUCAUUUUCAAAAGCUGUCUGAAGACAUCACCUUUGACUUUGAUUUCCAUUGGAAUUCUGAGCCGAAAUCAAUUGUUUGUGCCUUUCCAUAUAUCCUUGCAUUUACCCAAGACACGGUUGAGAUACGACUGAUUAUUAACGGUAACUUGGUACAUACGAUGACCAUGCCAGACCUAUGUCUCAUUACAUCGAAGGACGACAUCUUCUUUUCAACCUCGGCAGGACCAAAUUCGCCAAUAGACAAAAGCAAGGAAAAGGAUUUUUCUUACACACCACCAUCAUCACCUUCAUACAAAAUGACACGCCCACCGUGUUACAUCUACAAAAUCCCCUUAUCGUGCCUUACUGGAUAUAUAGCUACAGAUCGAUGUCCUGUUAGAAAACAAUCAGUUACCCCAUUGCUGGCUCCUGUUGGUGUUGGUGCUGAUAAAUGUGUUUUACCCAAACGGAGCCCAUUGGUACGAAGUAAGGCGGUGCAUCCUCAGUUAUCAGAUGAUCAGGCUAAAGAUAGGCAUGAUUCGUCGGGCUCGGAUUCUGGCAUAACAAUAUUGAAACCAUCGGAAAUAAGUCCACCAGAGAGUCCUUACCAAAAUUACAUUGGACAUGUCGUAUUUUCAGACGUUGAAUCAGAUAUUGUGUGAUAAAAGCCAAAAGAUAUCAUACAGUUUACGAUAGCACUGUCAAAAGACAACUAAUUCCUUGUGCCUAAAUGAAACCAGAGUUAACAAAGUUAUCUGAAACAAUGAAUGAAAUAUAGGACCCAAUGGUGACCAAUUUACUAAAUGGGAUGUUAACUCAAAAGGACAAAAUUGACACUUUAAUAGCGACUAUAAAUUAUACACAAUUAAGCAUAUUGGUCAUUUUUAAAACAUUUGUAAUCUGCAGACAUUCAGAAGGCCAUUCUUCUUUAAAAAUAUUUAUUUGAGACAAGUUGAGAAAUUUUCUUAAGUAAUGAGAUUUGAGCCAGUGUAUCCCUAGCUUUUUUGUGUCAAUCACUGGACUUUUUAAUUGAUACGGUGCUAGUUCGUAAUUUUGUAUACAUGUAUAGUCUUCUUCGGAAAGUUCGAUAGUAAGCUUCAAAAUGACAAGGUUAAAAAAUAGUUGUGAUAUAUCGAAAAAUAUUUGCUACGUGCGCAUGUUUUUAAUGUGUAAGCAUUAAUAAUUUUCGGGAUUCUCUUAAUUUUGCAUAUGUUUUAUAUAGAAUUGUUUACAUGUUAAAAUCUUAAAAUAAAAUAACCAAAUAUUUUAGGAAUUAAGUUUUGUUAAAAAUAGAUGGGGCUACUGAUUAAAAAAAUAUAUCUAUCAUAUCGUAGAAGUCGGACAAUAUCAGAAAAUUAAACCAACGUGAAAUGUGAACAUUUGUAAGUUUAGAACAAUGUUUAACAGGUGGUUAUACUCAAAUGAAAUAUUUUGAAAUUAAAAAAUAUACUAUGUGAUUGUCUGUAAACUUUAUCUUUAGAACAAUGUUAACAGGUAGUUAUACUCGAAUGAAAUAAUUUGAAAUUAAAGAAAUGUACUAUAUGAUUGUCUGUAAAAUUUAUCUAAUUUAAAAAGAUUUAACUUUACUUGUAUUUUUUUUACUACUUGACCAUAAAUAUAAAAAAUGUAAAUAAGAACCAAUUACUGAUCAUAUGUUUGACUCCUCACAAAACAAUACUGCACCAAGCCUUUAAGUGUAAUACUGCUACAGUAUAUAUGACUAUAAUAUGUUGCAAAGGUGUCUUUAAUAUAUCAAAAAAUUAUAAAAGCGAUUUACUACCUUGUUUAUCAAGAUAGGUUUUUUGGAUUAUGCAUAUGAACGCUCGUAACAUGUUAAGCAAGGCUAAAACAAGUUCCUAUAACGGGUCUGUAUGUUGUUUGUCGAUUUCAUUAAAUGGUGCAAUUUUCUAUUGACUUUUUUAUUAAUGCUGCCGUAGUUCAAUUUGUAAUGUUAUUUUGUUAACAAUUUUCUGUUUUACUGCUCCGUUAAUUUGUUUUAAUAUGGACUAGUUAUAAAACUAGUUUCUGAAUAUAUCAUGCAGCAUAACUUCACCAUUGAUAUUUCGUGGUCUUAUUUGAGAACGCCGAGUUUAAAAGUACUAAUACCUUUCUCAACGCGAGGUUUUUUUUCAGUGUAGUGUUUUGUUUUUUUUUCAAAAUAACCGACUUUUCUUCCGACAAUAGAUUUUUUUACAAAUAGGAAACAAAUCAUAGUUAGGAAGUACAUGCUGUGGUCCCUGUUUAUAAAAAGCAAGUGGUACGAUCAUGGUAUAUUCUGUGGGACCUAAUAAUCAUAAUGAUAAUUUUGAUUUUGUAAGUGCAUCGCAAAUGUAAAGUAAAACGGUUUUUUUGUAGUUUCGGAAUAAUAUUCUCAACAGAUUACGUACAUCAAAAUAUGCUCCUCCCAUAAGGUUUGCAUUGACAAUAAUAGCAGCCAGUCUCAAUCAAGCGUUGUCGACCGUUGGUGAGAUUUCUAAAUUGGAAACGGAAUCGAUCAAUUGAAAACGGAUUCUUAUUUCAAAUAUAUUUAUAGAGUCAUGACUCGUUGCUUUAGAGUUAUAAUUUGUAACCCCUCAUCGAAUCUUUUUAUUGCAAUGGGAAUUAUAUCAAUAAUAAUGUUGAAACGAGUGACGACAAAUACAAUCGCAUACACUGAUCUGAAUUAAAUAGUGAAGUUUCAAUGGUAUUUUAAAGCGAUAUGCACUAAGAUCCAUAUAUAGAGAAAAGUAUCGUUUUGAUUCAUGGUUAUGGUAGAAUUCUGCAAAACUUGAUGCAAUAGUACAUGCUGUACUAAGGAAACGGUAGACUUUGUGAACAAAAUUUAUUUUAUUGUGAUAUAGCUAUGGCUGACAACAGCAAUACGGUUAUUUGUCAAUGUGUCAUUCAAAUGCUUAUUGGGUACAUGUAAUAAUGUCAAAAGUUACUAUGUUUCUUAAUGUUAUUCGUUUAUGUUAAUGUGUUUACAAAUUGUUUUAUUUUGUUAUAAAAUAAAUAAAAAUGAAAUUUU
Mytilus californianus (California mussel) is the source of this 5766-nucleotide messenger RNA. RefSeq names its product GTPase-activating Rap/Ran-GAP domain-like protein 3. The record is from RefSeq and is a predicted model, not a curated record. Gene Ontology annotation, biological process: activation of GTPase activity; regulation of small GTPase mediated signal transduction. NCBI's taxonomy places the organism in Eukaryota, Metazoa, Mollusca, Bivalvia, Mytilida, Mytilidae. The coding region runs from base 587 to 3421 and encodes 944 amino acids. The transcript is spliced from 28 exons. Gene Ontology annotation, cellular component: cytoplasm. Gene Ontology annotation, molecular function: GTPase activator activity.